CCCCGCAGCCUUAUCGCAGGCCGCGGAUCGCGAGUUUGGGGAACUCCGCUUAAUCUUUGACGACGCGCUCCAAGUUACUUCGGUUCAGGUACCUGUCUAAGCGUUAGAAGCUUUGUUAAGUUUGCGCUUGCAACCCUCGGCUCCCGAAAUGUCUCUCCACGCUGAUGAUUCCGUGCGGCGGGGUCGCGACCCGAGCAGCGACCGGCGGCGGUCCGCGCGUGGUAGCAGCCCCUCGCUGCUCGACGCCGUGCGCAUGCCCUCCCCGCCGGCUGGUUUCAGCUACGACGACUCGGCGCCACGUCGCGAUCGUGAACGCGCUGUUUCGUACCGCGUCGGCUCUCCUACCGAAGAGUCGAGCUACUACUCAGACCCGCGCCGCAAGAGCGUAGAGCGUGUGUCGCGCGGGGAUAAGGACAUGGUUGAAGCGGCGCAGGAUGCUUUGCGCCGUGGCGCUGACGCCUUUCUGCCCUCUAAGUAUGCGAGCAAGUUUAAGGAAACAGAGGAUGAGAAGGCGAUGAAGAAGGAACGUAAAAAGGAGAAGCUAGAAGAUGAUUUGGCUUAUGGAAGUGCGGUGGUGAGCGUCCCGACUCCACCAUCGGGAAAGUACCAGUCGCCGACUUCGUCAUCGGGUAGAGUGCAUUACUCCAUGCCUGGCGGUUGGGACGAUGAGAAGGAGAAGUUGAGAUACCCACGCGUGGACGCGUCGUAUGUGCCUGCGCCAGAUAGACCUGGGAACCGCGAUUCUUAUGGGAGAGAUCCGAGGGCUUCGGGUUUGACGCCGGGCUAUGGAGGGAGGAGAGAGCACUCGCCUUUGCCGCCUACUGGGCGGAUGUCCUCGUUAACUGUGAAUACGGGACACCACACUGCUUCGAUGUCCCUAUCAAGCGCACCCCCUUCCCCACUCCUAGAAUCAUACUAUGGCACUUACCAAUCUAUGUCGCCAAUGCCAUCACCGUUGCUCCUCGCUCAGAGCCCUAGAAACUCGGACGUAAUUGAACCACUCUCGCCUAGUCUCUCCGAUGGCGAGAGCAAUAACGGUGAAAAGAAGAGGCGUCGCGCUCGUUUCCAUGACCCAGUUGACGAUGCAGCGCGCCUAGCAAAAGCGCUCAAGGGGGAACACUCUCCUCCAAACACUGAGCCUCUGAUAGAAAUUCUCCCCGGAAUGACACAUGACCAGGUCAUGGAGCUGCGCGUCGAGUACAAGCGGCUCGUCAAAACCGGCGCCGAGCGCAAAGGCGUCAAUGUCGCGAAACAUAUCCGAGCCCGCCUAAAGGACGAAGAACCCACUCUUAUGAAAGCGUGCUAUACUGUCGCCCUUGGAAAGUGGGAGUCGGAAGCGUACUGGGCUAAUUUCUGGUACCACGGCGACAAAACCCGACGAGAGCUAUUAAUCGAGAGCUUGAUGGGACGCCCUAACCGCGAGAUCGCGCAGAUCAAGGAAGCCUUCUCCGACAAAAAGUACCGCGACUCUCUAACCCUGUGUAUGAAGACCGAGCUCAAGGAGGACAAGUUCAAACGCGCGGUGCUCAUGGUGCUCGAGGAAAAGCGUAUGGAGGACGUCGACGAGUAUGGGAGGCUACUUCCAAUCGAUCGCGAACUCGUGCAGGACGAUGUCGAGACCCUAUAUAAGGCCGUGCGAAGCGAUAAGGGAGGCGAGUCGGCUAUGAUACAGAUUGUCGUCUUGCGUAGCUCACACCAUAUGAAAGAGGUUCUGAGGUUGUAUGAGAAGGUGUCCCAAAGUAAUUUCGCUCGCGAUGCGCUGAAGAAGAGUGGGAACCUAGUCGGUGAGCUCUUGGCACAUAUCCUCAACGGCAUAAUUAAUAAGCCGGUACGCGACGCGCUGCUUCUGCACCAUGCGCUCACGGCUAGCCGGAAAGACCACCUGAGACGCGAACUUCUUAUCUCAAGACUGGUGCGGUUCCAUUGGGAUAGACAUCAUAUGGCGGCGAUCAAGCGAGCGUAUCGCGAGCGCUACGGCGAAGAACUAGCGGAAGCGGUGAAGGAGGGGACCAGUGGCGAGUGGGGCCUGUUCUGCGAGCAGCUGGUCGUCACACGCAUGCCGGACGAUGUCAAGAGCUUCGAGAAAGUAGACGCAGUCCACGAGAUCAGACGCUCGGAAGAGAGGGAGCGCGAGCGCGAAAGAGAAGAGAGGCUUAGAGAGCGGGAACGAGAGAUGGACCGUGAGAGCGAGAAGGAGAGGGAAAGAGAAGAGAGGCACAGGCGUAGAAAGGAAGAGAGAGAAGACAAGGAUAGGAAGGAUAAGAAGGAGAGGAGAAGAGAGAAAGAGAGGAGUGAGGGGUUGCUUGUUGUUAAGGAUUCCAAGCAUCGCGAUCGCAGUCACAGUCGGGAGAGGAGUAGGAGUCAGAGACGGGAGUAAUUGGAUUUGGUAUGAUGAGUUUUGGUAUGG
This is a messenger RNA of Annulohypoxylon maeteangense, 2407 nucleotides long. Its product is annotated as Annexin. Gene Ontology annotation, molecular function: calcium-dependent phospholipid binding; calcium ion binding. Bases 149 to 2377 code for a protein of 742 amino acids. The record is from RefSeq and is a predicted model, not a curated record. Gene Ontology annotation, cellular component: cytoplasm. The transcript has 2 exons. Lineage: Eukaryota; Fungi; Ascomycota; Sordariomycetes; Xylariales; Hypoxylaceae.